GCGCUCCUGGCCCUGGGCGCCGAGAACAGCUCGGGCAACACGACGGAGCGCGCCCCGGCGGCGCCCAGCAGCGACCUGGACGUGAACACGGACAUUUACUCCAAAGUGCUGGUGACGGCCGUGUACCUGGCGCUCUUCGUGGUGGGCACGGUGGGCAACGCGGUGACGGCGUUCACGCUGGCGCGCCGGAAGCCGCUGCAGAACCUGCAGAGCACGGUGCACUACCACCUGGGCAGCCUGGCGCUGUCCGACCUGCUCACCCUGCUGCUGGCCAUGCCGGUGGAGCUGUACAACUUCAUCUGGGUCCACCACCCCUGGGCCUUCGGGGACGCCGUCUGCCGCGGCUACUACUUCCUGCGUGAUGCCUGCACCUACGCCACGGCCCUCAACGUGGCCAGCCUCAGCGUGGAGCGCUAUCUGGCCAUCUGCCACCCCUUCAAGGCCAAGACCCUCAUGUCCCGCAGCCGCACCAAGAAGCUCAUCAGCGCCGUCUGGUUGGCCUCCGCGCUGCUGGCUGUGCCCAUGCUGUUCGCCAUGGGCCAGCAGAACCGUAGCGCAGACGGCCAGCACCCUGGCGGCCUGGUGUGCACCCCUGUGGUGGACCCCACCACCAUCAAAGCAGUCAUCCAGGUCAAUGCCUUUGUGUCCUUCGUCCUCCCCAUGGUGGUCAUCUCCAUCCUGAACACUAUCAUCGCCAACAAGCUGACCGUCAUGGUGCGCCAGGCGGCCGAGCAGGGCCAGGUCUGCACACUGGGCGGCCAGCAGACCACGUUUAACAUCACCAUCGAGCCUGGCCGGGUACAGGCCCUGCGACACGGUGCCCGCGUCCUGCGUGCCGUGGUCAUCGCCUUUGUCGUGUGCUGGCUGCCCUACCAUGUGCGCCGCCUCCUGUUCUGCUACGUGUCUGAGGAGCAGUGGACCCCGUUCCUGUAUGACUUCUACCACUACUUCUACAUGCUGACCAACGCCCUCUUCUACGUCAGCUCCACCAUCAACCCCAUCCUCUACAACCUGGUCUCCGCCAACUUCCGCCAGAUCUUCCUGUCCACGCUGGCCUGCCUCUGUCCCCUGUGGCGCAGGAAAAGACGGCCAGCACUGUCCAGGAAAGCCAACAGCGUGUCCAGCAACCACACUUUCUCCAGCAAUGUCACCCGGGAGACACUCUACUAGGGCAGGGCAGAGAUGGAGGGCACCCCCGGAGCUGGGCAGGGUCAGUGGGGUGGGGGGGUCUGGCUGACCCGGCGCCAUUGCUCCAGCCUCCCCCAUGUUCCAUCCCUGCCCCCUCCUGUCCUCUUGAAAGCCAGCGAGCAAGUCCCCUGCCUUCCACACACACGCACCCAGACCCCAGCAGCUGCAGCUGCCCAGGGUGGACAGGUGGGCGGUGGGCCCGCCACCGGGCAGUGGCUGUGCUGGCACAAUGGCGUCUCUGUUGCUGGCCCGGGAGGGCAGGGUGAUCACUGCUGCCUGGCCUGCCUGUGGCUAUGGUUCUGGCUGGCUGCCUCCUGCCCAGGGCGUUGGCCCUGACCUCCAGGCCUGCCCCUCCGUCAUAGCCCUCCCAACUCCACAGAGGCAAUUCUGAGGCAGGGGCUGCCCUCCUUCAGGCC
Messenger RNA from Echinops telfairi (small Madagascar hedgehog), 1604 nucleotides. RefSeq names its product neurotensin receptor 1 (gene NTSR1). Gene Ontology annotation, molecular function: G protein-coupled neurotensin receptor activity. NCBI's taxonomy places the organism in Eukaryota, Metazoa, Chordata, Mammalia, Afrosoricida, Tenrecidae. Gene Ontology annotation, cellular component: plasma membrane. The annotation marks the transcript as partial. Gene Ontology annotation, biological process: neuropeptide signaling pathway. The transcript has 4 exons. The record is from RefSeq and is a predicted model, not a curated record.